UGGAUGUGCGUUACGGCCUGAGCAAGCAGUUGCUUCUCGAAACUCAUCUUGAUUCUGUUACUAAUAGAAAUGUCACAGAAAGAACUGUUUGUCACGGUUCUAAUUAACUAAUCAAUUAAUCACGUUUACUCUUCCACACUUCCAAUUUAAGCGCGUUUUGGAAUUGCUUCCUACGCAAUCUACCGUCUUCGUAUUUUGAACCAUAGAAUCGAUUCUACUGUAACACCGGCGAUUCAUAUUUAUCAAAAAAAUGGCGGAAGAAAUUAGGCAAAAUGACCGUCGCUUCAUCCUCCAAAUCUAGAAGCUUCUGGUCUUCACUCCGUUGGAUUCUCACUUCUACUGAUCACAUUCACAUCAUCGUCACCGAGAAACGCAUUCUCUCCAUUGUCAACGAUGAGCCGCGGUUUAUCAACACGGUUACUUUUGAUAGUAAACCUGAUUCGCCUAUGCUUGUUAUGGUUCAUGGAUAUGCUGCUUCCCAGGGUUUCUUCUUUCGGAAUUUUGAUGCUCUCGCUUCUCGUUUCGGAACCAUUGCUGUUGAUCAACUUGGUUGGGGUGGAUCAAGCAGGCCUAAUUUCACAUGCAGAAAUACUGAAGAAACUGAGGCAUGGUUCAUUGAUUCUUUUAAGGAAUGGAGAAAAGCCAAAAGUCUGAGCAAUUUCAUACUAUUUGGACAUUCUUUUGGUGGUUAUGUUGCUGCCAAAUAUGCGCGCUCAAGUUUGAAUAUAGCACCCUGAGCAUGUACAUCACUUAAUUUUGGUGGGACCAGUUGGAUUUACAUCAGAAUCAGAUGCAAAGACUGAUUUUAUUGAAAAGUUUCAAGCCACAUGGAAGGGAGCAAUUCUAAACCAUCUAUGAGAAUCUAAUUUUACUCCCAAAAAAUUGUCAGGUAAGACUAUUAUGUCCCAUUUUAUCAUCCUCCGAUAAGUUAGCAAUUUUUUUAAAUCAAACAGUUUAAGAUGCUUUGUGAUGUUUGUGUAUAAUUCUAUUUAUAAUGAAGCUUAGGUUCCUCAUAAUAUAUACCAUUAUCCAUUAUUAUAUGGGUUAUUGUACCUCCUUGGGAUUAGCUCAGUUUGUUGAAACUGUAGAGUCUCUAACUAUCUUAGGCCUCUGAAAACACAACUUUGUUAUUCAUGACCUUUUGAACUCUUCUAAAAGAUUCCCAAUUUCAAAAAAGUAAAAAGUGUCUGACACAAAUAGUAUAAAAACAUGUUGGUUGUCCGAACACACUUGCUGAUGUCUGCCCACUUUGCUUCAAGCGGCUUUGAGGACUUUCUGUUCCACGGUAAAAUCCCAUGUCCGCAAUCCUACAACUUGGGAAACCCAGGGAAGUCCACACAUACAUCUUUUCUUCAUACCCACUCGUUUCCUAGAUCAUUCAUUGACCUAAAUAUCAAUCCUCUUGUGGAUCGGUCAAGAAAUUUGCAGACAUUUAAAAUUAUGUUGAUUAUAUAUAUACACUGAGAUGUGUGCCAUGUUUUAAAAAUUAUAUUCAAAAUGAUAAACACAAAAUAAAUAAUCAAACUAUUUAAAAUAUAAAGAUGUUAGAAAAAACUAUAGGAAAUAUAAAGAUAACAAUAACUAUUCCACAUUGAUUACAUAUUUUUUGUUGUUUUUUGCAGACUCACAUUUUAAACUUAUUCUAUUGUUUUAUAAUUUGUUCAUUAUAGUUCCAAAGUCUCACAUCAAUGGAGUUCGGGGAUCUGUCGCAUCUCUAACUAGUAGUAUAAAACUAAUAAGGGUAAUUCUAAGAGCACAUGUUAAGAGUUAAAUAUGAAAAAAAAAAUUCUUUGAAAUUGUGCAUUGUUUUCAUUAAAAAUUGAUAAUAGGUUGUUUCUAGUCAAAGUAGAAAUUCUAUUUUCUAAUAAUUCUAGUUUAAUGCACCCAUACAUUUGACUCCUCUUACAUUUAUGACAUUUAUGACAAUUAUGAAGUCCCAUCUCUCAUUUCUGUACGUUGGGUAAUGCUAACUUGUGUCCCAAAGGCACAAGUUAAGAAACUCACUUAUAGAAAAUUUAUUUUGAUAAAAGUAAUAAAAAGUUAAUUUUAUACUUUCACUAAAAUUAGUGUACAAUUUCCAAAAUAUUCUUUCUUCAAUUAGUUCUUAACUUGUGCUCCUAGGACACAAGUUAGCAUUACCUUACAUCAAAACUAAAUUAUAUUUAUUGAUUAUCAAAUUUGACACUAAACCAACUUCAAUUAGGCCAGGUUCAUUAAUAAGGUGAGUAUUUAAUUACGUUUAUAAUUUAUCAAAGUUUCCUAGUUGUCUGGUGAACCCUAACAAAACUAUGAAGAAAACUCUAAAACUAAAACUAGAAAAAAAUUAAAAACUAAAUACGUUUUUUAUUUCAUUUGCAAAUGUUUCAAUGAGAGACUAGUGGAUGACAAACUAAAAACAAAUAACAAUACGAAUAAAUGUACUAUUUAUAUAGCUUAUAAAUAAACUUAAAUACCUAAAUAUAAUUUUAUACUCCAUCUUCCACGCAUUAAACCUCUCAACCAUCAAUGUUCUAUCCCUUCUAAUUCCUAUUGUUUUUUAAGCAUAUCAUUUUCUGAAACCUCUAGUUGUUGCUUCUCUUUCACAUCAGUCUCUUUAAUGUCCUUUGAGGAAUUCAAUUUCCAACUUUAAUGCAUGUUUAGCAUUCGGUCUUCUCUUUUGGUCAAGAAAAGCCAUGUGAAGUUCCUCUUUCUAUUUCUGACUCAUCAAACCAAAAGAGUCAUUAAAACUUAAUUAAAUAAUGUACAUAAAAGGAAAAUGAAAUUCAUACUUAUUUUCUUGGCAAAAACAUUAUUUUGCAAUCAACCUUUUUUACUUUGUUAUGGCCAUCUCAAUCCGUGGACAACAAGAUGAAAAAUUGAUUCAAUCAAUCUAAAGUUAUCAGCAUUGCUACCAUAAAUUAAAAUAAUUCAAAGAAAAGAAAUUAGAUUUCUCAUCGUAAUAUCAUCAUCUCUUUUAUGCUUCAGCUUGAGUUCGUCCCUUUGAACUACCAGCAUGUCUUGUUCAUGAUUCAUGACCACUUUUUCCAGAUUAAUGCCUCUAGCCUUCUGGAUGUUGUUUAUAUAUAAUGAAACAGUGUGAGACGAACUCAGCUACCACGAAAUAUUGAACAUUAUUUCGUCGAAUGAAAUGGAGAACAUGUAUGAAUGUUUCAACCAAAGCUUGUAGUAAUAUUUUGUCGUAGCUGAGUUUGUUUCACUUAGUUUCAUUAGAAAUAAACAACAUGCAGAAGGCUGAAGGCAUUAUUUAUCUGGAAAAAGUGGUCAGGAAUCAUGAAUAAACCAUGCUGGAACGGGUGGUUCGAAGGGACGAACUCAAUCUGAAACAUAAAAGAGAUGAUUAUAUUAUGAUGAGAAAUAUAAUUCCAUUUGUUCAGAUCUUUUAAUAUAUGAUAACAAUGCUGAUAACUUUAGAUUGAUUAAAUUUGUUAUUCAUCUAGUUGUCUAUAAAUUCAGAUGGCCAAAACAGAGAAUUACAUAAUGAUGCUUUUGGAAAAAAAUAUAAAGUAUGAAUUUUAUUUUCCUUUUAUCUAGAGUAUUUAAUUAAGUUACAUAUUUUUCUUUUAUGUGCGGUAUUUAAUUAAAUUUUGAGAACUCUUUUGGUUUGAAGUUGCAAAAUGAGAAAGAAACUUCACAUGACUCUUCUUGACCACCAGAGAAAACCGGAUUUUUAAACAUACAUUGAAGUUCGAAAUUGAAGUCCUUAAAGAAUCUUUUCAAGUAGAAAAUUAGAUUAAAGAGAUUGAUGUGAAAGAGGAGCAACAACUAGAGGUUUUAGAAAAGGAUCGGCUUAAAAAGCAACAGGAAUUAGAAGGGAUGGAACAUUGAUGGUUGAGAGGUGGUUUAGGGCAUGGAUGAUGAAGUAUAAAAUUAUAUUUAUGUAUUUAAGUUUAUUUGAUAAGUUAUAUAAAUAGUACUUUUUAUUUGUAUUGUUUUUUACUUUUAGUUUGUCAUCUACUAGUAACAUUAUAUAUUGUAGUGUUAUUGAAACAUUGCAAAUGAAAUGAAAAAUGUCUUUAGUUUCUUAGUUAGUUUUUAAUGUCUUUCUAGUUUUAGAGUUUUCUUCAUAGUUCUGUUACCAGACAAUUAUGAAACUUUGAUAAUUAUAAACGUAAUCAAAUACUCACCUUAUGAGCUAUCAGUGUUGCUUUCUUCGCUAUUAGAAAAUGCCGUGGGUCCCACUAAAAUCUAAUCUCUCUUCUCAACUUAUCUACAUUCUAAGCGGGAGAAAUUAUGCUUUUUUCUUGUACUUCUCUCUUCAAUGUUUCUCUCUUCACAACUUCUAUUAUAACAAAUACACCCUAAGGUUAUGUUUGGGAGUUUGGAGAGAAAGGGAGGGGAGGGCUUUGAAAAAUAGGAAAGAUUAGGGGAAAAGAAUAGAAAGAUUUUAGUUUAGAGGGUUUUGGAGGGUUUGGUUUUCUUCAUAACACCCCUUAAUUUGGGGGAACUCAAAAUUUAUAUUAAAGGAGAGUUUUGGAGGGUUUUGACAAAAUGUUCAAAUAUAAUUUUUGUUGUUAUAGUAUUUCAAAAAGUAAAAAUACACUACUGAUAAACAUUAUUUUAUCAUUUUAAGUAAAAUCUUUUUUUAAAAAAAUGUUAAAAAAUUCUCUAUAUUUUUAAAAAAAAUCAAUUUUCGAAGCCCUUCCUUCCCCUUCCUUCCAAACUCCCAAACAUGGCUUAAAGGUAUUAAGCACGCAUUACGAAAAAUAAGACAAACCUCAUCAUAAAAAUAAAUAAUAGAAUCAUGAGACAAAUAGACAAUAUAUAAGAAUAACACGAUAUUCUAUACUAUCGGUGACAAAUACUGACAUAACCAUCAAUAGAAAUAGUUAGAAUAAAUUUUUGAGCAUGCAUGACUUGCAAACAUCUAAAAUUUACUUUUUAUCUUGCAGUAAUGUUAAACUUAACUUUUUUCGUCAAAAAAUGUUAAACUUAACUUUUAUAUCCGAAACACUUUUAUUAAAAAGAAGCCAAAAACAUGUUAAGAGUUUAUGAAGAGGGACAGUGUCUUUCUAACAAAAUUGAUAAAGUCAAAAGUUUUUACAAGUAAAAUCAUCCACCCUCCAUUAAAAAUCAAAAAUUUAAAACUUAUUUGGGUAUAGAUUCAAUUUUUAUAAACCAAUUUAUAAUUUCCAAUGCUAGAUCUUGUCACAUCUACUAAAUAUACACUAGUAUCAAUCAAAAAUAAAAUCAAAUGAAGAUAGUAAUAUAAAUUGAAAGUGUGAAAAAAUAGUGAUUAAUAUUGAAAAUUUUGUGUAAAAAAAUUUGAUAAUUUUAUUUUGGUGAGUUCUUAUCUACCCAACUCAAAAAGUUGGGUAAAGUUACCUUCAAUGUAAAAUUUCUUGGAAACAACCGAAAAAUUAUAGUACUAUUUUAUAAUUAAUUAAAUGUGUUAAAAUUAAAUGGAACUUUAUGAUUGGUUGAAGGUAUACUACCAAACUUUUUGUGAUGGGUAGAGAAGUUGGUGGGCACAACUUUUUGUUAUACUAUUUUAUUUUACUAUUAUUUUUCCUCACCCAAGUCCUUGGUGGGCACAAUUUAUAAGAGAAACGGUUCCUCCCCCAAACACCCUCUACAAGUCAUCAUCAGACUCACCCUUGCCGAGGAAGACUCCACCUCUGACAAACUCUCUUUCAAUCUAUUCUCACUACUGCACCACAGUGUGUAUUGUGCUCUGUGUAAGUCUUCCUAUCGGUUUUGCUUUCAACAUUCAGCAACCAAUUUCACUCACUACAUGUACUUCACUCUUGCUCUUCCACUCACUGAUUGAUUGUAACUGCAACAUUUAGUUAAGAUUAUUGGAAUUUUUGUUUGUGUUUGGGAGUAUUUAUGCUGUGAUUUUCGUUGAGAUAGUUGGAUUAGGUUUAAGUUGGUUUAUUAUGUAUCUAUUGAUGUUCAUGCUCGGAUUAGGAUUGAGGUUGAGGCAUGGUUUUUAACUUUAGGGUUAAUAGUAGUUUACCCCCUGUAAUAUGAGCGUGUUUCGGUUUACCCCCACCGUUGCCAAAGACAGGUUUUGGCAACGGUUUUUUUGAAAAAACCGUUGCGAAAAGGUAGGGAGGGGGGAAAAGCAAAAUUCGCUAACAUUACAGGAGGGUGAAUUACUAUUAACCCUUAACUUUAUUAUGAUUGGUAAGUGGAAAAUUAUGGUUUGCAUGAGGUGUUUUUCGCAUUGGGAUAUUGAAGUAGGGGUUAAGGUUUUGUUGGAAAGCUAGGGUUGUGGUGAAAAUAUGGAUGGUGAAGAUAUGAUUUCUGGGAGUAAUAAUAAGAGGACUAAAGAGGUGGAGGAUGGUACCGAUUCCGAUGAUAAUGAGCUGAUAUUUAAACUAAGGAAGCCGCGUUGUGUGAUUUGCUUGGGGACGGAGGAGGAGAUAUGCGGUAAUGGAGGAGGCGAGAAUGCUGUUGGGGGAAUUUGUUGAUGUAGCACGGAAGGAUUUGGGAGGUAUGGAUGAUACCGUAGCUUGCUUUCGGAAGAGGUUGAAGGGUCCUAAGAGAGAUCGGGGUUCUAGAGAUGCGGGAGGGAAUGUGUCUACUUUGAAUGUGGCGGCGGACUCUUCUGAUGGGUCUUUGAACGUUUUAUGCCAGUAUGAAGGUUGGAUGAAUGAUCUUUGUUGAUUAAGGACGGUGUAUGUGAGGGGAGGGGUGGUGGGGAUAAUGGUUCUGAUUUGGAUAAGGAUAUGAAAGUAGAGGCACCUAAUGUGGAUUUGGCACUGAAGGGAAUCAAGGAUGGGGUGACAUGUCUGAAGGUGAUUUGGUUGCACAGGAGUUUAGAAAUACUCCAAAAGAUGAAAAAGGGGUUUGUGUUUUGCUUAAUGCUGGUCUGCAACACUCUUCUGAAGAAACAAUGGGAGAUUCUUUGCCGGAAAUGUUACGAACACCACAAUCUAGUUUUGUUAGCAAGUCUUGUACUGCUGUCAGUUCAGAGCAGAAAUGUGACAGUGGGGGCCAGAAUUUGGAUGACAGGUUGAGCCCUGACUCUAGAAGUGCCAGCAAAACUGCUGAUGGUAUUCACAAUUCAAACAUUCUUGACGGGCCAUUAGCUUAUCGCUGUUUUUCAGCCAACGUCUGCUAUGGAGGUAGCCAACCGUUGACCUGUGUAAGAUCUGAAGACAUUUGUUCUUCUUCUGACCAAAAGGCCACACUACAAGAAAUGAUUAUCAAUGAUGGUUUAAAGAAGUGUUCUGUCAUAUUGCAUGAAGUUGAAGAAAUCACUGACACCAUGUCUCUUCCUAAAAUGGGGGAAAGGGUGUCUCCAAUUAUUGAGGGUGAGCUGAAAAGAUUGACUGAUGACCAAGUAGAAUUGUGUAAUAUUCCUUCAAAAUGCAGAGAUUUUACUUCCAAGGACAAAGAAAAGUUUUCCCCUUGUGACUACGAGCCAUUGGCUAAAAUUAAAUCAUCCGAGAAUAUGCUGUGUGAAAAUAACCAUCAGGUUUCUGAAAAAGUAUUACAGGGAUCCUCAAGACAUGGAGUUAUGUGGUUCUUUGGAUGCCAACCAGAAUCAGAUAUAGGUGAUUUGCUGAAAAAAAUCUGCUGUUUCCGGUGGUUGUAUACAUCCUACGGAUUGAAAGCCCAUGAAGCUGGUCCGGUUGAGAAAAUAAGAUUUAAGGAAAUCUUAAAGCGUAAAAGGGGUCUCCAGGAAUAUUUAGAUUGCAGGAAAUGAAGAUAUUAAACUGUUGAGUGCACAUUGAAAUUAACAAUAAUGGCAAGAUCUAUUAUCAUUUUUGGUAUGCUGUUGUAAGUUUGGAGUAGGUUCAAUUUCUCCCAAUUUAUGGCCUACAAUGCAAUCUUAUAUAAAUAGUUAAACAUUAUCCAGAUCCUCUAUUGUAUCAGUCAAAGUGUGCUUCGACGGAGUCAGACUUGCAUUCUCACAAGCACUAGCAGGAUCAUAAUCUGCAGUUGCAGACAGUGGUUCCUGCAUUAAGAUUGAUAUCCAUUAGUAAUUAGAGUAUGUAACGAUAACUGAAAUGUGAACUUAAUGUGUUUGGAAAUGAAAAUACAAAACACAGGGUAGAAUGUUUGAUGUCAAUAUACUUCUAAUAGAUAUAGAAUAACUUGUAAGUUCCUCUUGUAAUGAAGGCUCAGAUGUUUGGAGUUUUGAUGUAUGCUAAAAAAGAAAAUAAAAUUCAGAUUAGGAUUGGUCUGAUAUUCAAUUUUUAUGAUUGAUAUUCUCAACCUAAUAAUUCAAAUCAGAUUACUUCUUCACAUUUGAAAUUGUCCCUUAUUUUCCUAUGCGAUUCUUCUUUGUCUCUGAAGCCAAUAACAGACAAUCUGCCGUACUUUGGCUAAAACACAACUCUAAUUGCCAACUCUUUUUUCAAUACUUGAUCAAGUGCAUAAGGAAAUUUCAGGGAGUUAUCUUCACCAGCAUGUAUUCUUACAAUACUCUAUUAACAAUUCAUUAACUAAAUAAUACGCGGUGAACAAAGAGAUUUUUCAACCAACUUCACACAACUGCUCACACAACUGCUGUUUCAAAUGACUAAUCUUUCCUUGAAUUUACAAUCCACAGCCAAAACCUCAAGUGUGUACCUAUAAACCUAUGUACAAAGGUUUUAUUAUUCAACACUAGUAUGAGACCCGUGCUCC
Messenger RNA from Vicia villosa (hairy vetch), 8580 nucleotides. RefSeq names its product probable 1-acylglycerol-3-phosphate O-acyltransferase. Gene Ontology annotation, molecular function: A2-type glycerophospholipase activity. NCBI's taxonomy places the organism in Eukaryota, Viridiplantae, Streptophyta, Magnoliopsida, Fabales, Fabaceae. The record is from RefSeq and is a predicted model, not a curated record. The transcript is spliced from 8 exons. Bases 6731 to 7654 code for a protein of 307 amino acids.